Molecule: messenger RNA, 482 nt
Organism: Malurus melanocephalus (red-backed fairy wren)
Lineage: Eukaryota; Metazoa; Chordata; Aves; Passeriformes; Maluridae
Product: zonadhesin-like
Exons: 2
Source: RefSeq, a predicted model, not a curated record
CCUACAGCGUCGUUGCGCUGGAGGGCUAUGACAACCGCAUCCUGCUGGUGGCCAAGACAGCAGAAACUUCCGGAAUCCUGCUGAACCAGAGGCCGUUAGGGAAUGUGGUAUGGGAGMGGAUCCCUGGGACAGAAUACUCCUGGGUUGGGUUAAAUCUGGGAAGCGGAUUUGGGAUCCAUCGUGUGGAGCACGCGACAGUGGCAUUUGGGGCGUGGAAUGUCGGGAUGGGACAGGGGAAGCGCUACGGAGCAGAGGGAGCCUGCAACAGUGACCCCUGCCGGCAGGCACAGUGCCGCCCCAAGGAGACCUGUCACCUGGACAAGGGUGCUCCCGCCUGCCGCCACGACUACCUGGGCACGUGCACGGGCUCCCCGUCCCUGCAGUACCACACCUUCGACGGGGCCUCCGUGUCCUCCCGCGGCGGCUGCAGGUACACCUUGGCCAGGUCCUGCGGGGCCGACCCCACCCUGGAGCCCUUCACC